Molecule: messenger RNA, 2857 nt
Organism: Drosophila mojavensis
Lineage: Eukaryota; Metazoa; Arthropoda; Insecta; Diptera; Drosophilidae
Product: cytoplasmic dynein 1 intermediate chain
Exons: 10
Coding region: 257-2332 (691 amino acids)
Biological process (GO): transport along microtubule
Cellular component (GO): cytoplasmic dynein complex
Molecular function (GO): dynein light chain binding; dynein heavy chain binding
Source: RefSeq, a predicted model, not a curated record
UCCAUUGCGGUCACACUAGAUCUAUUCGCAAAACAUUGCAGUCGCAUUUUCAAUUGGAAUAAAAUGUUAUUUUAAUUACAAUUGGAAUAUAUACUAAUUAGUUUGCAAACAACAUUUCAAGCUUUCGAACUGCACUUGCUGUAGUUGUAGUUGUUGUUGUUGUAGCACCGGAUUCGCCUGAAAAACUCGCCCACCCCCAACUCCUAAUCGAAGAGCAGCAGCUGUGCACAGUGUCGAGUGUUACCACACCUCAAAAAUGGAUCGAAAGGCUGAGCUGGAGCGCAAAAAGGCCAAAUUGGCCGCACUGCGCGAGGAGAAGGAUCGCCGGCGCCGAGAAAAGGAGAUCAAGGACAUGGAAGAGGCAGCCGGUCGCAUUGGCACCGGCACCGGCAUCGACAAGGACCAACGCAAAGAUCUAGAUGAGAUGCUUUCGUCGCUAGGCGUUGCGCCCGUUUCGGAAGUGUUGUCCUCGCUGUCUUCAGCCAAUUCGCUAACUUCGGAUAAUUCCAACACACAAACGCCCGAUGUUAGCUUGCAAGCCAAUGUGAAUGGACAAGGCGCCGGCAAGAAACAACCUUUGAAUCUGAGCGUAUACAAUGUGCAGGCCACAAACAUUCCACCAAAGGAGACGCUCGUCUAUACGAAACAAACACAGACCACAAGCACCGGCGGACAUGAACGUGAUGUUCUUUCUUGCCACUCAUCGCCUCUGUCAGGAUAUAUGGAGGAUUGGUGGCGUCCACGUAAAGGUAUUAAACAUAGUCUUAAGCAGCCAAAACAAUUUAGACCACAGCACACAAUACAUAAUGCUCAUGCAACGGAUUAUUAUGAUGAAUACAAUCUUAAUCCGGGUUUAGAGUGGGAGGAUGAAUUCACAGUGCUUGCAUUUGAUGCCCAAGGAGAUGACGAAGAGAGCUCGCUGCCACAUCUGGAUCAUGGCUUUAGUUCCAAGCUGCCACCUGGCUACCUCACUCACGGUCUGCCCACGGUGAAGGAUGUGGCUCCAGCCAUAACACCCCUCGAACAGAAGAAGGAACAGGAAGAGAAGAAGGAGGUCAAGGAACUAUCGGAGGAGCAAAAGCAAAUGAUCAUCUUAUCGGAGGAUUUUCAAAGGUUCGUAUUGCGUGCAGGUCGUAUCAUAGAGCGUGCUCUCUCGGAGAAUGUGGACAUAUACACCGAUUAUAUUGGCUGCGGCGAUAAUGAGGAGGCCAACGAUGAACGGUCGCAUGCUCGUCUCUCGCUGAAUCGCGUCUUUUACGAUGAGCGCUGGUCCAAGAAUCGCUGCAUCACCAGCAUGGAUUGGUCCACCCACUUUCCGGAACUGGUUGUUGCCUCCUAUCACAACAACGAGGAGAGUCCCAACGAGCCGGACGGUGUCGUUAUGGUCUGGAACACAAAGUUCAAGAAGCAAACGCCCGAAGAUGUUUUCCAUUGUCAGAGCGCCGUGAUGUCCACCUGCUUUGCCAAAUUCAAUCCCAAUCUAAUUCUCGGCGGCACAUAUUCCGGUCAGAUUGUGCUCUGGGAUAAUCGUGUGCAGAAACGUACGCCCAUACAGCGUACACCCUUGAGUGCAGCUGCCCACACACAUCCUGUUUACUGUCUGCAAAUGGUUGGCACACAAAAUGCUCACAAUGUCAUCUCCAUAUCAUCGGAUGGCAAAUUGUGUUCGUGGUCCUUGGAUAUGUUGUCGCAGCCGCAGGAUACGUUGGAGCUGCAACAGCGCCAGUCAAAGGCGAUCGCAAUCACAUGCAUGGCCUUCCCGGCCAACGAGAUCAACAGCCUGGUCAUGGGCAGUGAGGAUGGCUAUGUCUAUUCGGCAUCUAGGCACGGAUUGCGCUCGGGCGUCAAUGAGGUGUUUGAAAGACAUUUGGGUCCCAUAACGGGCAUCUCGACACAUUAUAAUCAAUCAUCGCCCGAUUUUGGGCAUCUGUUUUUGACCUCAUCAAUCGAUUGGACGAUCAAGCUGUGGUCGCUGAAGGACACAAAACCUUUGUAUUCAUUUGAGGAUAAUUCGGAUUAUGUGAUGGAUGUCGCCUGGUCGCCCGUUCAUCCCGCUUUAUUUGCUGCUGUCGAUGGUAGCGGUCGCCUUGAUUUAUGGAAUCUCAAUCAGGAUACCGAAGUACCAACAGCAUCAAUCGUCGUCGAUGGUGCGCCAGCGCUCAAUCGCGUCUCCUGGACGCCAUCGGGCCUCCACGUCACCAUCGGGGACGAGGCUGGCAAGCUCUAUGUCUACGAUGUGGCUGAGCACUUGGCGUUGCCAUCGCGCGAUGAAUGGUCGCGAUUCAAUGCGACACUCAAUGAGCUCAAAAUGAAUCAGAACGAUGAGGUCUAAGCACCAACAGCAACAACAACUAACCCAGGCAUUAGUUUAUAAUAAUGAUCAACAACAACAACACACACACACACACACACACACACAAAAAAGCGUUUCGUUUAUAUACAAACAAAAAAUCGUUAUUAUGCAUCGCCCAAGAAUGUUGGGGAAAUAUCUUAUUAAUAUGCUUUAUCAUAAUGCAAUUUAUUCUCCUUACCCCUUAAAUAUGAAAUAUUUAUUUAUACGCUUGAGUGUAUCGGAACUCAAGUAAAAUAUCAAGUUUUAUACCGAUUUCCACCCAUAUUCCACAAUUGCGAGCUUUAAACCUAAUCGUUGUUUAAACUCGCCUACAAGUGCAAAGUUCAUCAAAUGAAUUUACACUUGACUACAUAAUAUUCAAAUCAUAUUGCGAUUGCAUUACAUAUUUGAAACGAUUUUGAGUUUAUAUUACUACGACGAAACGUUUUGUUCUGAUUUUGGUAUUCAUUGUACUUUUUUUUGUAAUUUAUUUGAUAUACAUAUUAAUAAUAUGUUUAGAACUGA